CCUCUAAAUCCGUGAACGGCGACCCCUUCACCCGCGCUAAGGAAAUAAGAUAUCGUUGUGAUCUUCAGCUGUGUCGGACGUGAAUGAAUUUGUUUCCGGAGCUUGCGAAGUCGAUCAGCUCCCCGCCAGUGUCUCGUCGCCAUGGCUACCUGCGUCGCUGCUGCUGUCUCUUCGUCUCUCACAGCUCUCACCUCUGAGAGGGCUACCACAGGGAUCACCGCCAGCGUACAAUCAUCAGCAUUCGUGGGAAUUAAAGUCUCUGUUUGCAAGGAUGCCUCCGCACUUCUCAAAGCAGUCAAUGCGGGUACUUCAAGGCAGCCCCUAGUAGAACCUGUCCGGGCUCAGAGUGUUGCAGCUCCGGCUAGUACGAAUGCAUCCACAUCAUCCAAGAAAACCGACACCAAGUCAACUGUUAUCAUCACCGGGGCCUCAUCAGGUCUCGGCCUUGCUACCGCGAAGGUACUUGCCGACUCCGGCGAAUGGCACGUCAUAAUGGCUUGCAGAGAUUUCUUGAAGGCCGAGCGUGCUGCGAAGUCUGUGGGCAUGCCUAAGGAAAACUAUACCGUGAUGCACUGUGAUCUGUCCUCACUGAACAGUGUUAAGCAAUUUGUUGACAACUUCCGCCGAUCGGGUCGUCCUUUGGAUGUACUUGUAUGCAAUGCUGCUGUGUACUUGCCCACUGCUAAGGAGCCCAGAUACACUGCUGACGGCUUUGAGCUGAGCGUGGGCACAAACCAUCUAGGCCACUUCCUUUUGGCCAACCUGCUCAUGGAGGAUAUCCAGCACAAAGAAAAUAACAACAGUAGACGGGUGAUCAUUGUUGGUUCGAUUACAGGAAACACAAACACUGUAGCAGGAAAUGUACCGCCAAAGGCCAAUCUUGGUGAUCUCCGAGGGCUUGCUGGAGGCCUUGAUGGAGUACGAUCCUCUGUAAUGAUUGACGGGGGAGAGUUUGAUGGUGCCAAAGCCUACAAAGACAGCAAGGUGUGCAAUAUGUUGACCAUGCAGGAGAUGCACCGCCGGUUUCACGAGAAAACUGGUGUCACCUUCGCAUCACUGUAUCCUGGAUGUAUCGCUACAACAGGGCUCUUCCGCGAGCAUUAUUCACUAUUCCGAACCCUCUUCCCUCCCUUCCAGAAGUACAUCACGAAGGGAUAUGUUUCAGAGGAAGAGUCUGGCAGGAGACUGGCGCAGGUCGUCAGUGAUCCCUCAAUGAACAAGUCGGGUGUAUACUGGAGCUGGAACAAUCAGUCGGGCUCGUUCGAGAAUGAACUAUCUCAGGAAGCUAGCGACGCAGAGAAAGCUAAGAAGUUGUGGGAAGUUAGUGAGAAGCUUGUCGGCUUGGCCUAAGUUCAGACCCUCGCAUUUGCUAAAAUUGGGCUGUGGCUUAGGUUGUAGAGAUAGCGCUAUAGAGAAUCUCACCCAUGCACAACGGAGUGGGCCAAGUCCAACUAUUUCGAGUUCGGAAUUGUUACACCGUCGUGCAUCACGAAUAUUCAUAUUCUUUCUGAAGAAGGAAAGUAGAAUUUGAUCCGGUAACAACAGCGUGUACCUGAAGGAAUGCUGCUUCACCUGGUCUUGACUACCACGGAAGAAACAAGGCGCUUGAUAAUUCGUUACAAGAUGCUGUAUGUGACGGUUUUGCAAGAAGGCGUAGGUUAGUGUAGGAAAUCAGGUUCAACUGUGAAGCACAUGGAAAUUAGGCAUCUAUCAUUACUUAUCUCCAUUCCUGCAUGACUUUUGAUGUGUGAGGAUAACUGGAUUGCAUUUCCUACUGCAUAGGGGUAUAUGUAUAUAUAUAUAUAUAUAUAUCUGUGCAUUGAACUAAAAAAAACCUUUUUGUGUCUCCA
Physcomitrium patens is the source of this 1850-nucleotide messenger RNA. RefSeq names its product protochlorophyllide reductase. Lineage: Eukaryota; Viridiplantae; Streptophyta; Bryopsida; Funariales; Funariaceae. Gene Ontology annotation, molecular function: protochlorophyllide reductase activity. The record is from RefSeq and is a predicted model, not a curated record.